Schistocerca piceifrons (Central American locust) is the source of this 1875-nucleotide messenger RNA. RefSeq names its product myogenesis-regulating glycosidase-like. Gene Ontology annotation, biological process: carbohydrate metabolic process. Gene Ontology annotation, molecular function: hydrolase activity, hydrolyzing O-glycosyl compounds. The coding region runs from base 1 to 1875 and encodes 624 amino acids. Lineage: Eukaryota; Metazoa; Arthropoda; Insecta; Orthoptera; Acrididae. The transcript is spliced from 5 exons. The record is from RefSeq and is a predicted model, not a curated record.
AUGUGGACGCCUGCGACGCUGCUGCUGCUGGGCGCCCUGGUGGCGUCUGCCGCAGCAGGGCUCAGCACCCGCUACGACCAGACCAGCGGCCGCAUCCUGCUGCUGUCCGACAGGGGUGGAGACGAGGUAGAAGUGGGAUACAUCGAAGCCUCCGGCAACCAGCGGUCUGCAGUUCCACGCCACGAGACUCGUGGAAAUGAGGAGUCCUUCGACUUUGGCGCCUCCAGAGUUCUCGUCCGGGACCAAGACAGGUCGGGCGAAUGUCUCUGGAUCCGGCACACCAAAGACAAUCCGAGUGAGAUAAUCACAAUGUGUCAGCGGCACCUAAGGAGCCAUAUCUACGGUGGUGUCGAAUCGACCUACCGCACCUGGCCCAUCGAGAACAACGUGUACAAGCACUACGCAUACGUCGCCGAACAUACAGACCACGCCACCAUCGCUACGCGCUACUGGGUCUUCUCCGAUGGAAGACUCGUUCACGUUCACACGAACGUUCCUCUCUUCGUCGACCAGAACAGCAAUCAGACGAGUAAUAAACUGUGCUUCAGUGCCGAGAACGCGUCUCCCUACCCAGAGGACCGAAACGACAAUGUGCUGGAAUACGAGCUGUGUACGUACGGUGAUGCGAAGGAGGCAUACUUGGUCGGUAUCCAGAAGUACCUGGGCAAGCCUACGGCGAUUCCAGACGAACGCUUGGGUGUUCAGCCCUUCUGGGAAGUGGGGCCACCCGAACAGAACGUGAGAGAGCGCGCCGCAGGCAUAAUCGAGCACGGGUUCGGCUACAGCCUUCUCGAAAUAGCCAACUUCUGGGAGAGCUGCCGUGGAAGCUUCACCCCGGACACCACCAAGUUCCCCGACAUGAAGGCACUCGUGGACGAUCUCCACGCACUGGGAUUCCCCGUCGCGUUGUGGAUACAUCCAUUUAUAAACAGUGACUGCGAACCCUUCUUCUCUGAGGCACAGUCCAAAGACUACUUUGUGCGCAAUAACAAUGGCAGCAUCACUACUCGCUGGUGGGGUGGAUGGGCCGGCAUUGUCGACUUCACCAAUCCUGAUGCAGUAGCUUGGUGGACUGAUCGAGUUGCAGCGCUCCGCAACGAGACGGGCGUGGACUCCUUCAUGUUCGACUUCGGCGAGACCAGCUACCUGCCGCAGCCGCCACAGCUCACACCGCUCGAGAGGACGCCCGUGGUCUACACCGACGCGUACGCCAAGGCAGUGGCCCAGUUUGGGCCCAUGGCGAGGCUGCGGUCCGGCGUCGAGAGCCAGCGCCUGCCCAACUUCUUCCACAUGGACGCGGUGGACACGGCGUGGAGCACGCAGAACGGCCUGAAGACGCUGCUGCCCAAGCUGCUGGAGAUGAGCCUGCAGGGAUACCCCUUCGUGAUGCCGGAGAGGGUGGGCGGCAGCACCAAGACGGGCGUCAUCGCCACUCGCGAGCUGUACAUCCGCUGGCUGGAGGCCAGCGCCUUCAUGCCCGCCGUCCACUUCCGCACCGUGCCCUGGGACUACGACAACGAGACGGUGGAGCUCGCACGUAAUCUGACUGCUUUGCGCGCUCAGUACGGCCCGAAGAUCGUCGAGCUGAUGAAGCAGGCAGUGGAGGACGGCACUCCGGUCAACCGGCCCAUCUGGUGGCUCGACCCGACGGACUCCACCGCUCUCAAGAUCAGCGACGAGUACCUGCUGGGCGACGACCUGCUGGUGGCGCCGGUGACGUAUCGCACGGCCACGAGGCGCGACAUCUACCUGCCCAAGGGCUACUGGCGGGACGAGGUGGACCCCGAGCACCCCACCAUACGGGGCCCCACCUGGCUCUACGCCUACCCUGCGCCACUCAACACUCUGCCCUACUUCACCAGGGUCAGCUCCUAG